CCAGUUCUCAAGUCGCAGUUUGAGUAGAACUGUAGCAAUGGGCAAGAAGGGUAAGAAAGGAGCCGCCAAGGGCAAACCAGCCUCUUCCAGCGGCAGUAAGAAGGUCCACCAGAAGCACAAGACGCAGCAGGUUGCAGACGUAUCAAAAUCGCAGCAGAAGCAGCAGCAGAGCCAUGGCAAAGGCAAGAAGUCUAAAGCUCUGACACCUGCCGAGCGACUGGCCGAGAUGCGCCGCAAAAUUGACGGCGGCAAGUUCCGCAUGCUCAACGAGCAGCUGUACACAACCACUGGAGACGAUGCUUUCUCUACGUUCCAGGACGACCCGGAGCUCUUCGAUGUGUACCACCAGGGCUUCCGCGAGAUGGCAGACAAGUGGCCCACCAAUCCACUCGACACCUUCAUCGACUUCGUAAAACGCCACCCGAAGGCUGUGGUCGCUGAUUUUGGCUGUGGAGAUGCGAGAUUGGCGGAAAGCGUGCCGAAUAAAGUGCACUCGUUCGACUUGGUGUCCAGAAAACCCAUUGUGACGGCGUGCAAUAUUGCUGAUGUUCCUUUGAAGGACAGUAGUGUGGAUAUUGGCGUUUACUGCUUGGCGCUCAUGGGGACGAGUGUUCGUGAAUAUGUGCGGGAAGUGUACCGUGUGUUGAAGCCUGGAGGCGUGCUGAAGGUCGCUGAAGUCAAGAGCCGCUUCGAGAGUGAAUCGCUCGGAGGGAUUGAAGGAUUCGUGCAGACUUUGCGUAAAAUGGGCUUCGACUGUAAGCACAAGGACGAGCGCAACAAGAUGUUCGUGCUGUUUGAGUUUGUCAAAUCGACGCGCAGACCGCAGAACGUGGGGCCGAUUGAGUUCAAAGCGUGCGAGUACAAGCGGCGAUAGGGGAGACCUCACUCACAUCAAAAAAUGACAUUUCGUUUAGAAAUUCGCAAUAAAUAGAAACGAUACAGCUUUUCUAAUCUACUGCUCCAAUUGCAGUGUCUGCAACUCCUCCGAAUCAGA
Phytophthora nicotianae INRA-310 is the source of this 994-nucleotide messenger RNA. RefSeq lists its product as hypothetical. The coding region runs from base 38 to 874 and encodes 278 amino acids. Gene Ontology annotation, molecular function: methyltransferase activity. The record is from RefSeq and is a predicted model, not a curated record. The transcript has 3 exons. NCBI's taxonomy places the organism in Eukaryota, Oomycota, Peronosporomycetes, Peronosporales, Peronosporaceae. Gene Ontology annotation, cellular component: nucleolus.